Molecule: messenger RNA, 1430 nt
Organism: Haplochromis burtoni (Burton's mouthbrooder)
Lineage: Eukaryota; Metazoa; Chordata; Actinopteri; Cichliformes; Cichlidae
Gene: nup35
Product: nucleoporin 35
Exons: 9
Coding region: 298-1191 (297 amino acids)
Biological process (GO): NLS-bearing protein import into nucleus; nuclear pore organization; regulation of DNA-templated transcription
Cellular component (GO): nuclear pore nuclear basket; nuclear pore central transport channel; nuclear membrane
Molecular function (GO): single-stranded DNA binding; structural constituent of nuclear pore; phospholipid binding
Source: RefSeq, a predicted model, not a curated record
UAAAUUCGCCGGAAGUAAGCUGUAGUACUUCCAGUUUAGCGUCAGCCUUUUCCCAGUGCCUCUGAACUCCAGAAACACCCCGUGGCGGACUGAAAGAGUAGAUUUUAAAUCGGUCAGCUGUAACAGUUUAGGUCCUUAAAAACAACACUGACUCCUAGUCGCGUUUACGGUGCAGUAACAGUGAGAUAUUGUGACACAUCAUUUAGCUUUGUUAGCCGCGUUAGCCGGCUGCCAUCCUUUUUUCCGAGCGUCACUUCCUACUUUUGAAAAUCGCGGCCAGAAAGGAAAGAAACAGAGAUGGAGUUACAAGUGGGUUCAGAGCCGAUGACCUUGGGCUCUCCUACCUCUCCUAAGCCAACCUCUGGGGCUCAGUUUCUGCCCGGUUUCCUGAUGGGUGACCUGCCAGCUCCAGCAAGCCCACAGCCUCGCUCUUUUAGCCUGGCCUCACCACUUGCGGAUAGCACAAGCACACUUCGAGGAGGAGGAGGAGGUGGUGGUGGAGGUUCUGCCAUGCAGCCUGUUGUCCCCACACCCAAAGACAAGAGUGGAGCCCCACCUGUUCGCAGUAUCCAUGACGACCUGGUUACUGUAGCGACACCUCUUGCUGCACACAGACAGUCGUUCCCAGUCAUGCAGUCUCCUCUGUCAGCACGUCAGGCCUCCACUCCAGGAACAGGCAUGCAGCAGAUGUGUCUGUCACCAGCUCAGGUGGACCCCUUCUACACUCAGGGAGAGUCUUUGUCAUCUGACGACCAGCUGGACCAGACCUGGGUCACAGUGUUUGGCUUCCCUCCAGCCUCGGCUUCCUACAUCCUGCUCCAGUUCGCUCAAUACGGAAACAUCCUCAAACACACGAUGGCGUCUCCUGGUAACUGGAUGCACCUUCAGUAUCAGUCCAGACUUCAGGCCAGGAAAGCACUGUCCAAAGAUGGAAAGGUGUUCGGUGACUCCAUCAUGGUGGGAGUCAAACCCUGCAUAGACAAGAGCGUGAUGGACAGCACUGAGGCUGUCUCUACUCCUGUCUCCUCCUCCUUCUCCGCGCUCCCUACCACCCCUCGCUCUGCAAUCAGACCACUCAGCACCACCUACAGGAACUCAGGCAGUGACUACCAGGUGGUAGCAGACAAACAGACACCCAGGAAGGAUGACAGCUUUGUUUCCAAGGCGAUGGAGUACAUGUUUGGCUGGUGACGCUGCAUAAAAGGAUGCCUGCAGUUUCAGGAGAGAGAGGGCAAGUGGUGGGAAGAGAGAUGAACUGAUUCACUUUGUGUGGUGUGUAUGUCUGAGUGUGUGUGUCUGUGUGUGUGUGUGUGUGUGUGUGUGUGUGUGUGUGCUAAAAUGUAGGAUCUUUUCUUGCUGUCUUCUUUUAUAAUCAGUUUUUCAAUGUUUUUUAAUCUUUGUCUCAAUAAAAAUGUUUUUGUUUUUUUUAA